This is a messenger RNA of Arabidopsis arenosa, 2214 nucleotides long. The record is from the annotation of a GenBank genome assembly. Lineage: Eukaryota; Viridiplantae; Streptophyta; Magnoliopsida; Brassicales; Brassicaceae.
AAAACAAACUUUUUAACUCAAACCUAAUCUGUAGAUAGUCUUCUUCACCUCUGUCACGUCACGAUUUCUAGGGCUUCUUUUGCACAGUUUUGUUGAAUCUAUAGUUUUCUAUAGUACAAAGAUGUCAGUCACGGCAGGAGUGAGUGAUCCCAUAAUUGCUCUAAGGGAAAAGCUACGUGGUAAGAUUGGACAGACAAAGGUGAAAAGAUACUGGCCUGGAAAAGCUCCAGAGUGGGCUGAGGAAGAAAAAGAAGAAGAUAUUACGACGCACAACGUGGUUGUUUUGGAUUGGAAGGAUGAUUCAAGGCUUCGACGUUUAGCUCAGACAAGAACUGAAAACCGUGAACAAGUUAUAGCCGAACAUCGGCGAAUUAGACAGGCUGAGAUUAUAUCUACAGAUCAAGAAGAGGAACUGAACAAUCAAGAGACUAAGGAAGAGGAAGAAAGAAGAAGAAUCAAAGAGAAGAAUCUUGAAAGAGAGCAAGAAGAGGAUGUAGAAGAAGAAGAAGAGCUACAAGAUGAAGAUGAAGACGAAUACGAGACUGAUUCAUCAGAAGAAGAGAUGCAUGUUCAUGUCAUGAUCCAGCCUUUUUAUGUAAAAAAAACUGAGAGAGAUACGAUCAUAGAGCGUAAGCGGCUUGAGGCUGAAGAACAAGCUUAUAAGGAACUAGCAAAGACAAAACUUGAGAUGAGAAAGAUAGAGACAAAGCAAAUAGUAGUUGAGGAACUUAAGAAAGAUGAAGAGAUUCAGAAGAACAUGGUAUUGGAAGAUGUGGAAACUGAUGAUGAAACCAAUGAAGCUGAAGAGUACGAAGUAUGGAGGACAAGAGAGAUCGCUAGGAUCAAGAGAGAAAGAGAUUCAAGGGAAGCUAUGUUGAGAGCUAGGGUUGUUGCGGUGGGAGCAGGAAAAAUCAGAAGAACAAGCAGCACACAAGAUCAAGCAAUGAAAUCACUCCAGGAGAUUCUGAACACAAUACAGAAAGGAAAUGAAACUAGUCUGCAUGUGCCUACCACUAGCGAAGAAGAGGACAAUGAUCAAAACUACAUCAUCCGGGAAAGUAGAGAAUCUGAAACGGAUGUACACAUCAGUGACAAUGCUCCUUGUACUUCAUCGCCAAAAGAUCCAAAUCUUUCAGCAGAUAAUGAACUAGAGGAUGACGAGUUAGCAGAUUCCGGCUUGGUUUUCACCAAAGCACCUGCGCAUGAACACAUGCCAAAGACUUAUGAAAAUCCUCAAAUCCUCAUUGUUGAAGAAGGCCGCAAUGUUUCCCUAAUCCGAAGACAAAUUGAAGAUUCCGGGGCUAAUGUGAUAUUGGUGGAGAAGUCUAUAUCCCCGGAUAGUUUCGUCCUCAAGUAUCUAGAAGUUACAGUUGUGACGGAUAUGAAGCAUCGCCUUCACCGGUUUCCAACCUUUCUCUCCACUUGCGAGUCAUUUAAAUCUCAUGCGGUUAUUGAGGAUCUAAGGGAACGGAAGCCCCUCAAGAGUCUCAUAUAUUUUGGAGGUUGCGAAAGCUUCACGAUUGUGUUGAGUGGUAGCUCAACAUAUGAGUUAAAGGCGAUGAAAGGAUUUCUUAAAUCGGGGUUCAAUAGACUCCGAAAUAAGGUCCUUUCAUCGGCUUUCGACAUGAUGAAGUUUUCUCCGUCGGUGAUGAUCCCUUCACCAAAAAUGGACUGGAAAGUAGAAGAAAUUUCAGCUCGGGAGGACGAAGUGUCGAGCCUCAUAGCUUUCUCACUUCAACAAUCUCCCAACCCUUGCCUCGGUUUCCAUGUUUCGUUUCUACACGAAGAGAGUUUCCGUGAGCUUAGAAAAAGAUUAAUGCUGUCUGAAGAACAAUACAUUGGGUCACUGAGUAGAUGUGACCGAUGGGAGGCAAAAGGGGGCAAAAGUGGAGCUAUUUUUGCCAAGACUAAGGACAAACGGUUUAUAGUCAAAGAAAUCAACAAAACCGAGUAUGAAUCCUUCGCUUUAUUUGGUCCCAAAUAUUUCGAGUAUUUGAGUGAUCCAAAUAAGAAGACUUGUCUCACCAAAAUAUUUGGGAUGUACGAGAAUGUGAAAGCUUAACGGUAAAAUCUAAGUUUCAUAACCAUAGUUUUGUGAUUAUUUUACAACUUUGUUCGUUUUGUUUAGAUUUUAUUGUGCGGUAACUGCACCUAUGAACUAAAAAUGAUAAAAAGAAUGCUUAAAUCGAGAUUUAAUAAAAUCCAAAAUAAGUG